AAUUGAUAUCACUCGAAAUGACCUCCCCUGGGAAUUUAUGACAGACCGUCUGCCAACCAUUUUAUUUUUUCCUCAUCAGAGGAAGGAACAAAGUGUGAAGUUCCCUGAAGACUUUCUAGUUAACCUUCCUAAUCUCCUUAAAUUUAUUUUAAAUCAUUCAAGUGUUUCUUCAUCAGAGCCCUGUACCAAAGAAUGCCUACACAAAGAGACAGUUCAACAGCAAGGACACAUCUCCCACUUAGAGAGAGAAAUUCAGAAGUUAAGAUCAGAAAUCAAUGCCCUUCAUCAGGCCCAUGACCAGCUUGAAGCACAGCUUUCUGAAGCUAAGAGAGAGGAACACAGACUACAGCAGCAAAAACACACACUGGAAAAGCAGCACAAGACACUGCAGCUCCACAGUGAGCAGCUACAGGCCACGUACGACCAGAAGCAGCAAGAACUAUUAGAAAUGGCUGAAAAACUUCAAGAAUUAGCUGAUGCAUCAGAAAACCUCCUUAAAGAAAACACUCUGCUGAGAAUCCUGGUGGCAUCAAGGGAAGGAAAGCUACAGAGCAAUGAUGAACCUAAAGAAUCCCUUCAGCCAGAGCAAACAGUUUCUGAAGAUGUAUCAGUUUCAACAACUGCUGCCACAUUAGAGGAAAAAAGGAUUGAUAGUACAGGUAUCAUAGAGACAGAGCACAGUAGUGGAAACAGGACAGAAUGA
This is a messenger RNA of Merops nubicus (carmine bee-eater), 703 nucleotides long. RefSeq names its product thioredoxin domain-containing protein 11-like. Lineage: Eukaryota; Metazoa; Chordata; Aves; Coraciiformes; Meropidae. The annotation marks the transcript as partial. The transcript has 2 exons. The record is from RefSeq and is a predicted model, not a curated record.